AUGGGAGACAUGGAGUCAUUGAAAAGUGUUCAUGGCACGCUUCCCGCUUCAUGGUAUCGAGAGAAUGGUAUGUACGAGCUUGAAAAGAGGGCCAUAUUCUCCAAAAGUUGGCUCUGUGUCUCCCAUUCCAUGAGAUUCAGAAGCGUCGGGGAGUUCGUCAAGUAUGAGAUAGCAGGAUAUGAGUUCUUCAUCAUCCGUGAUCGCAAAAAUAGGCUCAAGGCAUUCCUGAACAUCUGUCGCCACAGAGCAUAUCCGAUUCUUGACAAGGAGUCUGGCAAAGCUAGUAUUCUGUCAUGCAAAUACCAUGGAUGGUCGUAUGGUCUUUCGGGGGAAGUUGCCAAAGCUCCACGAUUUGACACUAUGGAGCAUUUCGAUAAAUCCCAAUACUCACUAUUCGAAGCCCAUCUCCGUGUUGACAAGCUGGGCUGGGUUUGGGUGAACCUGGACUCUGCUAGUCCUCCAACGAUCUCGUGGGAAAAACACUUUCAGGGCGUGGACCAACAGCCCCGGCUGGGGAAGUUCACGAUGGAGGCUUUCGAGUUUGAUCAUACAUGGGAGAUGGAGGGUGAAUACAAUUGGAAGAAUAUCAUCGACAAUUACAACGAGUGCUAUCAUUGCCAAACUGCACACCCCGGCAUUGUUGCCACAACAAAGUUGCCUACAUAUGAUGUGGUCUGCCAGAAAGGAUGGAUUGAGCACCACUCUGAAGCAUUGGACACGGUCGAGCAAAAGUAUGGUGUUCAGCCAACUUACCUCUUCCCUAACGCUAGCAUCACAAUCUCGGAUGAAUACACAUACCUGAUGCGUGUUACUCCGACAUCUUCCAAGAGCGUCAAGAUGCAGUACGAGGUGUACCGGCGCAGAGGUCUCGCAGAACAGGAAUUCAGGGACAUAGAUGCAUUUUUCAAGCAGAUCGAGAAUGAAGACAAGGGUCUGAGCAAUGGGGCCCAGAGGAACCUGAACUCAGAUACGUACGUCAGCGGACCACUGCACUCGCACAACGAGAAAGGAGUCAUCUACUUCAAGGGUCUUGUCAAAGCUGCAGUCGAGCAGCAUUGGUCGGAGGAGGAGAAGCUUGGCCACAAGAUUGUCCCUAUCCGGAGAAGCAUGAGAUCUGAGUCUAUCGAGGCGGAGGAAAGGUUCUGCAAUGCGGUAUGCGGAGAUGAAGAGCUGAAGUCGUUCUCGGAUUGGUAG
This is a messenger RNA of Exophiala viscosa, 1194 nucleotides long. RefSeq names its product Rieske [2Fe-2S] iron-sulfur domain-containing protein. Lineage: Eukaryota; Fungi; Ascomycota; Eurotiomycetes; Chaetothyriales; Herpotrichiellaceae. The coding region runs from base 1 to 1194 and encodes 397 amino acids. The transcript is spliced from 4 exons. The record is from RefSeq and is a predicted model, not a curated record. Gene Ontology annotation, molecular function: iron ion binding; 2 iron, 2 sulfur cluster binding.